CGGACCAGAUCAUGCAGACUGGGGCGAUCCUGCUGCGGGCGCCGUGGCGCUGAGCGAGGCCGAGCUGGGCCAGCCCCAGCCCAGCAGCCCCGACACCAAACGCCUCAGCGAGUGCCUGCGCCGCAUCGGCGACGAGCUGGACAGCAACAUGGAGCUGCAGAGGAUGAUCGAGCAGGUGGGCUGUGACGCCCCCAAGAAGCUUUUCUUCCGUGUGGCCAGGGAGAUGUUCGCCGAUGGCACCUUCAACUGGGGCCGCGUGGUCGCCCUCUUCUACUUUGCCUGCAAGCUGGUGCUCAAGGCUCUGUGCACCAAGGUCCCGGAGCUGGUCCAGACCAUCCUGCGCUGGACCAUGGAGUAUCUGCAGGAGCACGUGCUGGCCUGGAUCCAGGCCCAGGGUGGAUGGGAAGGGCUCCUGUCCCACUUCGGGACCCCCACCUGGCAGACCAUCACCAUCUUCGCCGCCGGCGUGCUCACGGCCUCGCUGACCAUCUGGAAGAUGUCCUAGACUCUGGGGGGGGGGGCCAAUUUCUGUCCCCCCCCCGCCCGGGACCCCCCCCCCGGACUGGCCCUGCCGGCAGGGAUGGUGCUGACCCCGGGCCCGGGGGGUUUUUAACCAACACCGCUCGCUCACCUGGAUUUUGGGGCGGUGGUCGAGCUGGGGGGGACCCUCCCCCCCUCCCCCUUCCCUCCAUCCCCCAGACCCCCCCCCAGAGGCCACAGCUGGGAUUUGGGGGGCUUUUGGGGGGUCGGGGACCUCCCCAGCCCUGCCCUGCCCUUGGUUUGUGGUGCUUCGAGUGGGGG
Agelaius phoeniceus (red-winged blackbird) is the source of this 801-nucleotide messenger RNA. Lineage: Eukaryota; Metazoa; Chordata; Aves; Passeriformes; Icteridae. The record is from RefSeq and is a predicted model, not a curated record.